CGUUAGGACUGCGGUGUUCUGGAGCAUUCUACCGGCCGGUUGAGUGAGGAGAGAGGCGGAGGUGUAUCUCUCUCCUUGUCAGACUAACGGGGUGCCAAAUUAACGGCCUGUUCGUCCCGAUUUUAAACCUUGUUUAAAUUAUAAUUGAAGGGGCCGUUAUGUCGGUGGUCGGCUUUGAUGUGGGUUUCCAGAACUGUUACAUAGCGGUGGCCAGGAGCGGAGGCAUCGAGACCAUCGCCAAUGAGUACAGCGACAGGUGUACACCGGCUUGUAUAUCACUGGGAUCAAAGAAUCGGGCAAUUGGAGCAGCUGCCAAGACCCAGAUUGUGACCAAUGCAAAGAAUACCGUACAAGGCUUUAAACGAAUGCAUGGGAGAACUUUUGAUGACCCAUUUGUGCAAGCUGAAAAGAGCAAACUUUUAUAUGAGCUUCAGAAGAUGCCCAGUGAUAGUGUUGGAAUUAAAGUGCAUUACAUGAACGAAGAACGAAUUUUUGCUAUUGAACAAAUUACAGGGAUGUUACUGACUAAACUCAAAGAGACUUCAGAAAAUGCACUGAAGAAGCCAGUGACAGACUGUGUAAUUUCGGUCCCUAGUUUUUUCACCGAUGCAGAAAGAAGGUCUGUGAUUGCUGCUGCUGAGAUUGCAGGACUUAAUUGUCUGCGGCUGAUGAACGACACCACGGCAGUUGCUCUUGCAUAUGGUAUUUACAAACAGGACUUACCAGCUCCAGAAGAGAAACCAAGGAAUGUGGUCUUUGUAGAUAUGGGACAUUCAGCCUAUCAGACUUCUAUUUGUGCAUUUAACAAGGGAAAGCUCAAGGUUCUGGGAACUGCAUUUGAUCCCUACUUGGGUGGAAAGAAUUUUGAUGAGGCCUUGGUAGAUCACUUUUGUGAAGAAUUCAAGACGAAAUAUAAACUAAAUGUGAAGGCUAAUGGUAGAGCUUUACUCCGCCUGUACCAGGAGUGUGAGAAAUUGAAGAAACUAAUGAGUGCAAAUGCAUCUGAUCUCCCAAUGAACAUAGAGUGCUUCAUGAACGAUAUUGAUGUUUCUGGUAGAAUGAACAGACCACAGUUUGAAGAACUUUGUGCUUCAUUUUUAAGCAAAGUGGAGACCCCUUUAAAAAGCAUAAUGGAACAAGCCAAAUUGCAAUUUGAAGACAUCUACUCUGUUGAAAUUUUGGGUGGGGCAACAAGAAUUCCAGCAGUGAAAGAAAGAAUUGCAAAAUUCUUUCACAAAGAUUUGAGCAUGACACUUAAUGCAGAUGAAGCUGUAGCACGAGGUUGUGCAUUGCAGUGUGCAAUUCUUUCACCAGCAUUUAAAGUACGUGAGUUUUCCAUCACAGAUGUAGUUCCUUUUCCAAUCACUUUGAAAUGGAAAUCUGCAACUGAAGGGUUGGGAGAGUGUGAAGUUUUCAACAAAAAUCAUCCAGCACCGUUCUCCAAAGUCAUUACUUUCUACAAAAAAGAGCCUUUUGACCUGGAUGCAUGUUACAGUAAUCCUCGGGAAAUUUUAUAUCCUGAUUCCAGAAUAGGUCGGUUUACUAUUCAAAAUGUGGUUCCUCAAAAUGAUGGUGAAAGUUCAAAAAUCAAAGUCAAAGUUAGAGUCAAUAUCCAUGGUAUUUUCAAUGUGUCCAGUGCAUCACUGAUUGAGAAACCGAGACCAGAGGUUGGUCAGGAAGAUGUUCCAAUGGAAACAGGCCACUCAUCUCGGGGCACAGCAAAUGCAAAAAUGGAUGAUCAGGGCAAUAUGCAAGUUGAUCAGGAAGAAGUACAUUCACAGCAAAAAGACCAAGCUGAAGAGCAGAAUGAAGUUUCUCAGAAUGAUCCAGCUGCAGAAAAUAAAGACGACAAUAGCACAAAACCCAAAAUAAAAGUGAAAAGUGUGGAUUUGGUAAUCCAAAGUGAUCUGCCCCAACAUCUUGGUCAGGACCUUCUCAACAACUAUGUUGAAAUUGAGGGGAAAAUGAUUAUGCAGGACAAGCUGGAAAAAGAGAGAAAUGAUGCCAAAAAUGCUGUAGAAGAAUAUGUGUAUGAGAUCAGAGACCAGUUGUGUGGAAUUUAUGAAAAAUUCAUCAGUGAGGCAGACAAAAAAAAGUUCACACUGUUGUUGGAAGAAACAGAAAACUGGUUGUAUGAAGAUGGAGAGGACCAGCCUAAACAAAUAUAUCUUGAUAAACUGAAUGACCUAAAGAAACUUGGUCAGCCAGUUCAGAACCGAUACAAGGAGCAUGAGGAGAGACCAAAAGCAUUUGAUGAGCUGGGUAAAAAGAUUCAGCUUUUCAUGAAGACUGUAGAAGCAUAUAAAAAUAAGGAUGAAAACUAUGAACAUAUCGAUGCAGCAGAGAUGGCAAAAGUUGAAAAAAGUGCCAGUAGUGCCAUGGAUUGGAUGAACAGCAGAAUGAUUGCACAAAACAAGCAGAUGCUAUUUCAGGACCCUAUUGUGAAGGCAGCUGAGAUAAGGAAUAAAUUAAAGGAACUGGAGACUGCUUGUGACCCGAUUGUUAACCAAACAAAGCCCAAAGUGGAACCACUUCCUGAAAAGGAGGAGAAAGCCAAUGGACCAUUUAAUAGGGAAGGGAUUGAUCCAAAGUCUGAAUCUAAUGCUGCAGCUGGAGACAAUACCAAACAGCAAAAGCCAGCAGAAAACCAGGGCACAGAAAUGGAAGUGGAUUGAAUACAGCCUCUUUUGUAUAUUUAAAAAAAGUCCUUUGUGCCCAUCAUCCAAGACUACAGUUUCUGUUGUACGUCUAGCUUACAUGGCACAUAUUCAAUUAUUCUCAAAUGUACCUAGUUCAGUGUCAUUAGUAUUAAAAUGGUGGAAACAAGAA
Messenger RNA from Carcharodon carcharias (great white shark), 2829 nucleotides. RefSeq names its product heat shock protein 4 like (gene hspa4l). The transcript is spliced from 19 exons. The coding region runs from base 159 to 2675 and encodes 838 amino acids. NCBI's taxonomy places the organism in Eukaryota, Metazoa, Chordata, Chondrichthyes, Lamniformes, Lamnidae. Gene Ontology annotation, cellular component: cytosol; nucleus. Gene Ontology annotation, biological process: protein folding. The record is from RefSeq and is a predicted model, not a curated record. Gene Ontology annotation, molecular function: ATP binding; ATP-dependent protein folding chaperone.